Nanorana parkeri is the source of this 2837-nucleotide messenger RNA. RefSeq names its product CWC22 spliceosome associated protein homolog (gene CWC22). NCBI's taxonomy places the organism in Eukaryota, Metazoa, Chordata, Amphibia, Anura, Dicroglossidae. The record is from RefSeq and is a predicted model, not a curated record. Gene Ontology annotation, molecular function: protein binding; RNA binding. The transcript is spliced from 19 exons. The coding region runs from base 184 to 2688 and encodes 834 amino acids. Gene Ontology annotation, cellular component: catalytic step 2 spliceosome. Gene Ontology annotation, biological process: mRNA splicing, via spliceosome.
CAGUGACGUAAGCGUGGAAGCCGGAAGUGGGAGAUCCGCGCUGUGUGGAGCUCGGUGUGUUGCUUGUUGUGAAGUGUGUGGAAUCACGAGGGGCCUGGAAGGAGAAAGUAGGCAACCGGGGUCCGCGGACAGGCUUUAUCGGUGGGAAGAUCACUCAGCGAAGGAUACGGUGGGAGGAGAGCCAUGAAGAGCAGUGUGGCCGAAGUCAGAAGUUUCUCCAGUUAUGACAAGCAUGACUCCUACCGCUCUCGCCGAAGAAGUUCCUCCUCUCCAGAGGACAGGUAUCGAGAGAGAGAUCGGUCACUAUCUCCAUAUGACAAAAGUUACUCUGAUCGCAACAGAGGAUACUCUGAUCAUGAGCAGUAUGAUGACGAUCGGCCAAGAAAUGGGCGAUAUGACCGGUCAGAGAAUACAAGGCAACAGGACCCCGAACGAGACAGAUCAAGAAGAGAUAGAAGUAGGGACUACGAACGAGACAGAUCAAGAAGAGAUGUAGAUAAGGAUUAUGACCGAGACAGAGCGAGGAGAGAUCCUGACAGAGACUCUGAUAGAGACAGAUCAAGACGAGAACCAGAUAGGGAGUGGGAGCGAGACCGUUCAAGAAGAGGCCCAGAAGGAGACUCUGAGCGAAGACGGAACAAUAGAUCCUCUCCACCAGGUGGAAAUAGUGAACAGAGAUCAGAAGAUCCAAAUUCAGCAGAGCCUCCAGUAAAGAAGAAGAAAGAGGACUUGGAUCCCAUUCUUACCCGGACUGGAGGAGCUUAUAUUCCACCUGCCAAGCUGCGUAUGAUGCAAGAGCAAAUAACUGAUAAGAGCAGCUUAGCUUAUCAGAGAAUGAGCUGGGAAGCAUUAAAGAAGUCAAUUAAUGGUCUCAUUAACAAAGUCAACGUGUCUAACAUUGGGAAUAUUAUUCAGGAGCUCCUUCAAGAAAACAUAAUUCGUGGACGAGGCCAGAUGUCUAGGUCUAUCCUUCAAGCUCAGAGUGCGUCUCCCAUCUUCACCCAUGUGUAUGCUGCUGUAGUGGCAAUCAUCAACUCCAAGUUUCCUCAGUUAGGGGAAUUAAUUCUAAAGAGACUGAUCCUAAAUUUCCGUAAAGGCUACAGGAGGAAUGAUAAGCAACUUUGUUUGACAGCUUCAAAAUUUGUUGCCCAUCUAAUCAAUCAGAAUGUAGCCCAUGAAGUGCUGGCACUGGAAAUGCUGACCUUGCUGCUGGAGCGACCUACAGAUGACAGUGUUGAAGUUGCUAUUGGUUUUAUAAAGGAGGGUGGCCUUAAGCUAACUCAAGUAUCACCCAGAGGUAUAAAUGCUAUCUUUGAGCGUAUGCGGAACAUCCUACACGAGUCGGAAAUAGACAAGCGUGUGCAGUACAUGAUUGAGGUCUUAUUUGCUGUCAGAAAAGAUGGCUUCAAAGAUCACCCAGUUAUCCCUGAUGGCCUGGACCUGGUGGAGGAGGAAGAUCAGUUUACACAUAUGCUGCCUUUAGAGGAUGAUUACAAUCCAGAAGACGUACUUAAUGUGUUCAAGAUGGAUCCAGAUUUUCUUGAAAAUGAAGAAAAGUACAAAACUAUUAAAAAAGAAAUCCUUGACGAAGGGGACACUGAUUCUGAAGGAGAAGGAGGAGGCAGUGGAGAUGACAGUGAUGAUGAUGAGGAAGAAGCAGAUGGAGCUGAGGACGGAGGAGAAGGGGAGAAAUUAACAAUACAUGACCAAACUGAAGUCAACUUGGUGUCGUUUCGCCGAACAAUAUAUCUUGCAAUUCAGUCAAGUUUAGACUUUGAAGAAUGUGCUCAUAAGUUAAUAAAGAUGGACUUUCCGGAUAGUCAAACGAAAGAACUUUGCAAUAUGAUACUGGAUUGCUGUGCUCAGCAGAGAACCUAUGAGAAGUUCUUCGGCUUGCUUGCAGGGCGUUUCUGUUUAUUGAGGAAGGAAUACAUGGAGGCUUUUGAAUUCAUUUUCAAAGAACAGUAUGACACCAUCCACCGGCUGGAAACAAACAAAUUAAGAAAUGUUGCCAAGAUGUUUGCCCACCUCCUAUAUACUGACUCUAUUCCAUGGAGUGUUCUUGAAUGCAUAAAUCUUAGCGAAGAAACAACAACAUCUUCUAGUCGUAUAUUUGUGAAAAUAUUCUUCCAGGAGCUGUGUGAAUAUAUGGGACUCCCCAAACUGAAUGCCAGACUUAAGGAUGUAACUCUUCAACCAUUCUUCCAGGGAUUGCUGCCCAUGGACUGCCCAAAAAACACUCGAUUUGCUAUCAACUUUUUUACUUCUAUUGGUCUCGGAGGAUUGACGGAUGAACUCCGUGAACAUCUGAAAAAUGCACCAAAAAUGAUCAUGACCAAAAAACAGGAUGUCGAAUCAUCUGAUUCCUUAUCCUCAGAGUCCUCUUCAUCUUCAGAGUCGUCAUCUGAAUCAAGCAGUGACUCCAGCUCAUCCAGUGACAGUGAUUCCUCCAGCUCCAGUAGUGACGCAGACACUUCAAGGAAAAAGAAAAGGGCAUCGAUAAAGGAGAAAGAAAAAAUCUCAAGAAGGGACAAAAGUACAGAACGGCCUCACAAAGCAGGUUCAAGGAAUGAACCUCGCAAAGAGAGGCAUAAAGAGAAAAUACACCACAAAGAUAUUCCUGAGGACCGAAGAUCAAGCAAAUCAGACAAAAAGUCUGCUAAGCACACAAAAAAAUCUCACAGAUGAUCUUUUUUGUAUAUUAAAUAACUUUUUUGUAAUCGCUUUUGGCAGUUGGACGCUAAUAAUGGACUGUACUACUAAGCAGAAGCUGUAUUUUAACAGCUAUGACGUGAAAUGUAUGUUUUUAUGUUGUGGGCCUGUAGUUUCAUGUCUCU